AUGCUAUUUCUAUCUAUCUAUCUAUCUAUCUAUCUAUCUAUCUAUCUAUCUAUCUAUCAGAGUCUCUCUUUCGUUGUUUCUUUCUUUCUUUCUUUCUUUCUUUCUUUCUUUCUUUCUUUCGUUCUUUCUUUCUUUUUCAUUCUUUCUUUUUCUUUCUUUUUUCUUUCUUUCUUUCUUUAUUCAUUUUUCUUUCUUUCUUUCUUUUUUCAUUCUUUCUUUCUUCCUUUAUUUAUUUAUUUUCUUUCUUUCUUGCUUUUUCUUUUUUCAUUCUUUCUUUUCUUCCUUUUUAUUUUAUUUAUUUUUUUUCUUUCUUUCUUUUUUUUUUCAUUCUUUUCUUUUCUUUCUUUCUUUUCCUUUUUUUCAUUUUUCUUUUUUCUUUCUUUCUUUUUCUUUUUUCUUUUCUUUUUACUUUUCUUUUUUAUUUUUUCUUUUCUUUUCUUCCUUUCUUUUUUUCCUUUUUACAUUCUUUACAAAUUUGCGUUAUCGUCGAUAAUUUCCUCGAUUUGUUCGACAGACCAGAUAUUCGUGACAAUAGCUGACCAUCGAGACCAUGUUUUGUUUCUUUCUUUUGGUCACGUGACACAUUCGUUUUAG
This is a messenger RNA of Acanthosepion pharaonis, 594 nucleotides long. NCBI's taxonomy places the organism in Eukaryota, Metazoa, Mollusca, Cephalopoda, Sepiida, Sepiidae. The record is from the annotation of a GenBank genome assembly.